UCCAACAUGGAGUAAUCAGAGAUGGGGCUCGUCGGGGCCACCCUCAGCUACAUCAACGCACACUUCAACUAAGGGAUUUUUCGGAAAUACAUUGAAGCACUCUGAAAUAACAACACUGUGGAAUAUCAUUCGGGGGAUCUGUCAAUCCAUUUAAGUUGUUGUUUUUAUUCCAAUAUCCUCCAAUAUCAGCAACUGGUUAGAUCCAGUGAAAAAAGAAAAGAAAAAAAGAAACGAAAAAAGACGGAGACGAAGAGAGGAGAGCGCAAAACAAUCCAGCACCGCAAGAAAGAGAGUCAAGAAGACAUUAUAGCUGAACGAAAAGUGAGGGAUUAUUUGGAAGAGAGUGGCAUAGAAAAUGACGAACGAAAAGAGAUCACCCGUUGUGGGAUUUUAUUGUAGGUGAAACGAGAAAAAUGAUUGAAGAAACACACCCAAACGAAUGCCGGCUCAGGUUACCAUAUAAGGCUGACUUCUGGCUUUCACAGCAUUACAGGGGAAGAACAUUGGACAAGACUCGCUCAGCAGUUUGCAUUGUCAAUGAAAGUUACAUUGUGAGUGUCAAAGCGGUGGUCAUGACCCGAGAUGACUCCAGUGGAGGUUGGCUGGCACAGGAAGGUGGGGGCCUCAGUAGGGUGGGCGUCUGUAAGGUGAUGCCUGCUGAACUGACCGGCCGCAGCGACUUCCUCAUCCAUGGCGAGCGCCUCAAAGACAAGCAGGUGAUCUUGGAAUGUUUUGUGAGGAAGGAUCUGAUCUACACCAAGGCCACACCCACAUUUCACCACUGGAAAGUCGACAACAAAAAAUGUGGCCUGACGUUCCAUAGCCCCGCUGAUGCCCGUGCCUUUGACAGAGGUGUACGGAAAGCCUUGGAGGACAUAACAGAGGGUUCCACAACUUCCUCUUCAACGCUUCAGAAUGAGGCUGAACUUGGAGAUGACGAUGUAUUCACAACCGCCACUGACAGUUCCUCAAACUCAUCUCAGAAGAAGGAACAUGCUACACAGCUAGUGGCCACCUCCACUUUCUAUGAACCUCACCCACAUCGCUGCAUCCUGCAAUAUCGGCCACCUGAGCGCUACAAUCUUGAUCAGAAAUUCUCCAGGAAUCCCUUCACAUUUGAGGAUGAGGAGAUAGUCCGAAUCAACCCCAGAGAGCGCUGGCUGAUCACAGGCUACGAAGAUUACCGCUACGCCGCCGUGCCGGACAAGUUCAUCCAGACUGAGGACUCGGACUUGUACGUUCACAUUGCUAAGAACGAAACCCUAAAGCAUGACUACAACUACCCCUAUGUGCCCAGCUCAGACUUUAGCCAGUGCGACCUCAAGAGCCACUGUGGGGCCAGCGAGGGUGUCGUGGUGGCCAACCAGCCACGCUCCUUCAAACUCAAGGGCAAGCGAAGGAAAGAGGAUGGCGAAUGGUCACGCUGUGUCUACUGCCGGGAUAUGUUUAACCACGAGGAGAACCGUCGCGGCCAGUGCCACGACGCUCCGGACCCCAUCCGAACCUGCAUCCACCGGGUCAGCUUCAUGUGGUGCGCCGACAGCAUGCUCUACCACUGCAUGUCCGACCCGGAGGGUGACUACUCGGACCCGUGCUCUUGCGACACCACUGAGGAACGUUUCUGUCUGCGCUGGAUGGCCCUGCUGGGUCUGUCGGUGUUUGCACCCUGUUUGUGCUGCUAUCCGCCGCUGCACAUGUGCCACCGCUGCGGUGUGGCUUGCGCCUGCUGCGGAGGAAAGCACAAGGCCGUCGUUUGAGACGCUCCCCUGCCCCCCUCCCGAACGCACUGAGGAGGGCAGGAGCGCAAAAAAACAGACAGACGUGGGUGGAUCAUUCGAGCUUUUACAUUGCAAAAAAACAUUUUCUUAUCAGUAUGAACUUGUUUUCCAGUAAAAAUAUCUAGACAUUUUGUUGAGUUUAUAUUUCUUUUCUCAAUUGCCAUUUUUUAUGCCCUGCUUUAAGCAUAAAUCUAACUUUUUUUUUUUUUAAUGUUUAUGUUUAAAACAAGAAAAGACAAUUUGCCAAUUGGGUAAGAAAAAUAAUCUUAAAUCAAGAUAUAUUCUCUGAAAACAAGUCUUAGUAUCUUAUUUUAUACAAUUCUGCUUCUCAAGCAACUGAUCUUAUUUUUACUGAAGGUUCACAUAUUUUACUGGAAAACAAGACAAAAAUACUGAUUAAGAAAAUUAUUUUUGCAAUGUACUGUCUUAUUUUAGUUUGCUCUCUCCUGGUUCCAGAAAAGAAACUUGGUGCAUUUAACUGGCUUGAAAAACUUUUACGUACUUCUCUUUUGUUUUGUUUUUAUAAAUACGAAUAUAUAUAUGUGUGUGUGUAUGUGUGUGUGUGUGUGUGUGUAUGUGUGUGUGUGUGUGUGUUCUUUGCUCCCCCUUUUAUUCUGGAAUUUUCUCCGGUUCCUCGUGAAAGAAAUUGCUCUUUUGACAUAAUGUCAUGCAUUACUUAUGCAGGUACUUUAUAUUUUUUACACUGAUUUCACUGUUUCAAGCACUUGAAUCGCUUGUUAUUUUAAUGUUGCGUGUGCUCGAUUUCAGCAUCUAUCAUUUGAUUUUGUUGUUCAUUCACUUUGGCCAGCAAAGGGAGAAAUUAGCUGUUUACUCUUCCUAAACAGGUCCAUAGACGAACCUGCAUUUAUAUCCCAAGCCCUUUAACCAUUCAGAACAAUAACAUUGAGAUUAGCUUGAGACACUAAACCUGUAGUUGGGUGGACUUUGGGUUUGAAUGGAAGAGACGAGAGAGAGAGAGAGAGUGUUGUAAAUGAUAACAUUGUAUCACAGCAUAGUACUGUCAUUAUUAUAUUUAAGCCAAAUUUACAUAAGCUGCAUUAAGAGUAUAUGUAAAUACUGUAUACUCGUAUGUAUAUGUUUAAAAUCAAAUUAUUGUAAUCAUCUUCAACAGCCACGGCUGUGCUUCAAACAAUGGACAUUUUCCUUAUAGUUGACUUAUUUUUGAUGUGAGGGUGACUUUUAAGUUUAAGCAUAUUUGAUAUCCAAAGAUUAUUUUUGUCAUAUUUAUUUUCACAGUCAAUUGAAUCACCAGCCAAAGGGAGAAAAAAUAGAGAGAAAUUAUUGGACUGUGGUCAAAGAAGCACAUCAACCGAGCCCACACAGCUUACACUGCAAAAAUCAUUUUAUUCUUGUUUUCCAGUAAAAAAUAUUUAAAUAUUCUUAAAACAAGAUUCAUUUAAGUAAACUUGUAUAAGAUAACAAGACUCCAUUACAGAUUGCUAAUGACUUCUCUAAGGCUUACGUCCACAUUAAUCCAGAUACAUUUGAAAAUGGUGUUUUCGUUUUCGAAACGCUCUCCGUCCACGCUGACAUUUUCAAAUGUUUUCCAAAAGUUUCUCGUCCACACUGAAACUUAUGAAAACUCUUAAAUCCCCUUACUGUGCAUGCGAAAAAUUGCCAUUCCAUGUACGGUGUGAAACACAAUUGUCCUCAUGUUCCGUCACCAGACAGCAAUUACGAUUAAACUUCCCAUCGCCUUUGAAGGAAUGCAAUUUGGAGGUUGUACAAAGUAACAUUUAUCUUCAGGGUUGGGAAGGUUACUUUUCAAAAGUAUUCCACUACAAGUUACAGAAUACAUGCUGUAAAAUGUCAUUUGUAACGCAUUCCGUUAGAUUACUCAAGGUCAGUAACGUAUUCUAAAUACUUUGGGUUACUUCUUCAGCACUGGUAGAUUUUUUUCACUUGUUUUGACUAUAAACAAGUAAAUAAAGUAAGAAAACACACUUCACUGUAAAAAUACGUUCUCUGAAAAGAAGCCUAAAUAUCUUAUGCAGUUUUGCUACGCAAGUAAAUUUAUCUUGUUUUCAGAAAAAACUAUAUUUAAAUUCUCAUUAAGAAUACAAUCUUUGCCCUAAUAUCAAAGGUCUUACUAGAGAAAAAAGUUAUGCUGUAAUGUGAAUUUUUUUUCAUAGAAUUCAUUAGAUAAUAUAAUCGGGCCAGCUAACAGAUGCAUGUAAAGGCAAGAAAUAGCAUUUUAGCUUAGCACAAAGCUAAAUGUUCGCAUGACAAUUUACACAAGGUUAACUAUUUUUUCUGCUUCAGAACUCCACAGAAUGUACACAACAACAUCCUUUUCUGAUCGUAUGUGGAUUCAUAGAAUGAGGCAGAAAAUAUAUUAUUUGUAGCCUUCUAUACGAUGUUAAAGGCAACGUUGGUUAGAAUUUCUUGUACAAAAUAAUCUAACCGCAUAAAAAACAAUGACAUGACACGUAAUUGUGUAUUUAUUGCAUUUAUGUUUCAUCUGUCAAACCGUUUCUAACUGUUUUGUUAAGUCGUAGAAACAUGAUGUAGCUUCUCUAUUAAGCUCCCAAGGGAAAGUUCCUCAAUGACGUCAUAUCCACCUUUUCACUCACAACAGAAAACAGUGAAAGCGUUCGUAUGAAUGAAACACAUCAUUAGAAAGUGUUUCACCGAUGUUCAAAAGCUCCUCGAAUCACGUCAUUUAUAUGAAAAAAAUAAACUCUGUAUUAAAAGAAACAAAUUACAUUAAAGGCAAAGUAAUCUCUUCAGUAAUCAAAAUACUUUUUGAAUGUAACUGUAUUCUAAUUACCAGUGAUUUAAAUUAUAACUGUAGUGGAAUACAGUUACUUAUAUUUAGUAUUUUAGAUACAUGAAUACAUGUAUUCCGUUACUCCCCAACCAUGAUUAUCUUUAACAAUGCUCUCAAAGUGAAUAUCAGGCUCAACAACGCCGCUACAAUGGGCCACCAUCUUGAUUGUUUUGGGUUGAAUGGAUCACACGACUGCGUCACAUGACAACAAAUACGUCAUCAUUUUUAGAUAUCUCCAUUUACAUUGUCCACACUGCAACGCGAGGAUGGCGUUUUCAAAUAUAUCCACUUGGGAGAGUGUUUUUGAAAAGUACAUUUUUUGCUGUUAAAAACGCAGUCUCUGUGUGGAGGGAAGGCCAAAACGAUGAGAAAACCAUGCAUUUUCAACGAAAACGUAUUAGUGUGGAGCUGGCCUAAAACUUUUCUGAUUACUUCAUUGGAAAGGAAUCACAUUACUAAUUACUUUACUUUUAAGUUACUUUCUAAAACACUUCACAGAAAAGUAUUAUAUAUUAUAUCUAUACAUGCCUUUCAGCUGUAACAGAAGCGAAAACAGAUAUUUAUCUGAAAAUAAUUCAUGUUUUAAUGUAUUCUACAUAAAUAAUAUUAUUUAGAAAAAUGUGUAACCCAAAUAAUGUAUUUAUUAGCUUUUUUUUUUCAAUUAACUUAAUUGAAAGUCAGUUACUGUAAACUGAUUACAAGAAUUAAAAAUAUAAUGUUAAAUUACUUUUAGAAUACAAUAUUACAGACUACAUUAUAGUAACUAAUUACUUUGUAAUCAGAUUACAUCCAACACUGGUCUUACCCUAUUGGUCUUUUUUUUUUUUUUCUUGUUUUAAGCAUAAAUAUCACACAGUUUUGCUAGAUUUAUGCUUAAAACAAUAAAACAAUAAAAAAAUAAAUAACAUUUUGUCAGUGGGGUAUGAAAAAUAAUUAAUUUAUAUAUAAAGAUUGUGUAUUGUGUUUUAAGGAUGUGUAGAUGUUUUUACUGGACAACAAUACAAAAAUACUUAUUACGAAAAUGAUUUUAGCAGUGUAUUUAAUUUCAUAUAUUCUAAGGAGGGGAAACACUAAACCGCAAUCUAUUUUCCCUUAUGACAGAUGGCUCAUAAUUUGUCUCUAUGAUCUUCAGAAAGAAAUUGUUGUUUCAGAGAUGUUUCCAGUUUCCAAAAAAAAAAAAAAAAAAAAACAUAACAGAAAAAUAAGCUUGAUUUCAGGGUGCUUUAUAAAGGGACGUUUGCCAAACCGAUCUCCAGUUUCUUCAUUACAAUAAUGUUACUUAACGCCUUAAUUUUCUCUCAGUUGAACGAGAAUUUUUGCGAGGACAUUAAAACGAAUCAGAGUAGUUCCUCACAGUAAAAAAUAAUGAAUAAAUAUUUUUCUAUUAUAUUUAAAAAAAUAAAAAUAACACCCCAAUAUAUAGGCCUUUGUGUUUAAUAAAAAAGUGCUCCAGUUAUUAUGGGAGUGAAAUGGCAUGGUACAAUCGGUGAAGCAGCUCGUAUGUGUCGGGUCUGUCUCGAUCACCUCACCCAUCCCUGUGAAGAACUCCAUGGUUAUCCAGUCACUUUCCCUGGUUGAGGUUUAUGCUUUGUCUGAAUAAAUCAUCAACCGACUAAGCAUUACUCUGCGUAGAUAUUCAAACCGGAUGUGAAAAGUCAGUGACUGUACAGUGUAUGUGCGUCACAUGCUUGUUCAUGUUAUAUAAACAUUUAGCCUCAAAAUCAUGUUCUUCUCAGAGUUGUGUUCUCAAUUGUGGUUUAGCUACUCUUAAAAAUAAAGGUUUGUUAAAGCAUCUUAGGUUCAGCAAAGAACCCUUUCUUAUUAAGAACCAUAGACUUUUUGAAUAUAUGUUUUUUUGUUGUUGUUGUUUUUGUUUUUUUUGUUCUGGUAUCCUGAUCCUAUCAAUUCCAGAUAAUAUAUACAUAUAAUAUAAACUAUAGGUUUAAUUUUAAAACAAAAACAGAUUGUUUCAUGUAGUCUCAGCCCUUAGUGCACCACAAUUGAAAAUGUUCUCCUAUGGCAUUGUAAGACCCUUUUCGGAACCUUUAUUUUUAGGAGUGUAGGGGUGAUACUAUGUGCUUUAAUGAGUGUGUAGGUGUCUAUUGUUAUGGAGAACGAGUAGAUGCUCCCUGUCGGUUCACUGGAGUCCUACCACAAAUAGGUGGUGGAGAGGAACGCAGGGGUUCAUGCAAACCUCUGCAGUGAGGUGUCAGCUGUCACUGUGUCCUUCGUUCACCAUGUGUCCUUUCUUUAUCUCAGUCUGUCAGCUUCUGCAAUACUGACAUCAUCCAAACUUAGAGAAGAGCUGAGUUUUAUUUUUCUAUCUGUGGUAAUAGAAAGUUAACCAAAAGCAUUCUGUAUGAACAUCUGUCCUGGUGCGACAUCUGGCUACUACACACAUUUACCUGUUAAAAAGUGCCUGAAGCAUAUUGUUAAUCUAUCUCCUUGUAUACUAAAAAAAGAAACUGAAAAAAAAGAUGAAAAUUAAAUAAAACCCUAUUGUAUUGAUUAGUUUUGUUUUUUAUGAUCCAAAUUUUUACCUCUGUAAAAAGCAAAAAAAUCUAUAUCAAAUGUAUGAUGUACAGUUUUAUUUCUUUUCUUUUUUUUUUUUUUUUUAUCAUUUCUAACAUGUAUGAUCAAUGAAGCUCCUGCUUUUAGGAAAAGAUGGAACAAAGAGAAAGUACUUUGUAAAUACCAGUUGAUCAUAUCAGAACUACAUGGUGGCCUAGCUGGUGUGUAGUUCUACAUGUUUGUUCUAGGGCCCAAUAAAAAACAGAAACCA
Messenger RNA from Myxocyprinus asiaticus (Chinese sucker), 7351 nucleotides. Its product is annotated as sprouty-related, EVH1 domain-containing protein 2-like. Gene Ontology annotation, cellular component: membrane. Gene Ontology annotation, biological process: multicellular organism development; negative regulation of MAPK cascade. Gene Ontology annotation, molecular function: protein kinase binding. The record is from RefSeq and is a predicted model, not a curated record. NCBI's taxonomy places the organism in Eukaryota, Metazoa, Chordata, Actinopteri, Cypriniformes, Catostomidae. The transcript has 7 exons. The coding region runs from base 414 to 1757 and encodes 447 amino acids.